This is a messenger RNA of Haliotis rufescens (red abalone), 9872 nucleotides long. RefSeq names its product PHD finger protein 21A-like. Lineage: Eukaryota; Metazoa; Mollusca; Gastropoda; Lepetellida; Haliotidae. Bases 443 to 2017 code for a protein of 524 amino acids. The transcript has 14 exons. The record is from RefSeq and is a predicted model, not a curated record.
AGUUUAGAAAAUAUUAUAAGUGAUUAUUUAUACUGAUGACAAAUAGUCCGUGAGGUAGGAAAGUAGUGCAUCUGGGCACCCAGCUCGCGAGAGUAUGACCGUAGCACUCCUUUGUCGGAAGGAGGGAGAAGAUAUAGUACCGUUUACCUUGUACUUCGUAAACAAUUGAAAUCGUCAUCGUCCCUGCUUUGUUUCUCUAUCAACUUCAAACGGUUGUUUAGACAAUUCACUUGGCACUAAUUACAAGUACAGUGUGGUGGAACAACUUGACAGAGGAUAUGGAAAAUACGCGUAAGAAAGUUGUCCGGUCCAGUUGUGUUUUUGUACUUUCUGAGUAACAGUAUUUGUGAUCUUGUUGAUGUAGCCUGGGAUUACCUGAGUUUCUAGCGGAUAAGCAAGACAGAUUCCUUGGAACGGUCCCGGAAGCUGUCUGGUCAUCACGAUGGACAGGACUGAUCUCGAUUCGAUCCAGAGUAAACUUAAACUGGCGAUAAAGAACCAUCAGAUGCUGGUAGUGAAGAUGAAAGCAGAGCCCCAGAAUCAAGCAAUGAAGACUAAGCUCCAUGAACUGCAAACAGAGAUUAUGUCCCUCAGUGAGAAACAAAAAGCUGUUGUGCAGAGUUUACGAAAGGAACUGGUUCAGAAACAGAUAUCCAAUGUGGUACCUACGACGCAGAUCGCAGUGCAAGUGUCAGUCCCAGCCACAAGUCUAGCCCCCACCCCCCCACCCCCUGUGACAGCGCUGUCCAUGGGGCAACCUCCAUUAGUGGCAUGUACCCAGGUGCAGGCCCAGGCUGUUAUCCUGCCAACUACUUUCAGUGUCACUGUGCCUGCAGCUCACUCCAAGCUACAGAUCCUCUCCCAACAGGCAUGUCAAGCCGUGGUGCUACCUGUGGCGGCCACAGCCUGUCAACCCUCCGACCUCACAGUCUGCCUCGACACCACUAAACAACAACCAGUCAACAACAUCGUCAACAACAUCGUCAACAACAUCGCCACAACAACUCAGGUGCCAAUCAAACCUGCCCUGAAGCCUCUUGCCCCGCGGGGUAGCUCCCCACCUAUCAGAGUCCCACAGUACCCUGUGGUAAGCUCAGCUCCAUCGAAAGCAGUCCAGGUGAGCUACAACAGAAGGGCUCAGGGCCAGAAACCUGUCCUAGUCAAUAGCAAGAACCAUAUGCCUCCCCCUAAUUCAGCACCACAGAGACGGGUGUCCGACUCUGAUGUCACCAGAGAUUCCAGGAAGUCUGUGGACAGGAAGCAGAUCAAGCCAGAACAGAAGCAGAAAAUGGACUUCAUGGCUUCUUUGGAUCUAGUCACUCCUGAUGCAUUGAAAGAGUUGCAGUGUAAGAGAACAGAGAGAAAACGGAGGUCUACUGCCAACCCACAAUUCAGUUAUAACUUUGAACCUGAGAGAAAGAGGGUGUCCCACUAUCUGCUGAAUCCACUGCCACCAGGGGUCAAGAGGCCGAGAGGUCGGCCUCCGAAACACGGUCCCUCCCCCAACAACAGCCGCCCCACGACGCCCGACAGUCCACACAAUGGCAUGCUCUACAAGAACAACAUCAUGCGCAAUGGUUCAGGGGAGGCUGAAGUGCAUGAUGACUUCUGUGCUGUUUGUGGGAAGGAAGGAGAGUUGCUGUUAUGUAGCUCCUGUAGAAUGGUGUAUCAUCUGGACUGUCUGAACCCACCCCUCACAACUGUACCCCUGGGUCCCUGGAGUUGUCCCAAGUGUCAGGCCUCCAACAAAAAUUGGGCUGGGUCAGCAGAGACUCUGGCUCUUGUACAUUCCUACAUUGCAACAAAAGCAGCUAAAGAAGAGGAGAAGAGGAAGCUGCAGAAGAAAUCCAACGACCUUUCUACCGAGAAAAUACAACUGGAAGCCAAGUCAAAAUCGUUGAAUAACUCUUUUAAUGAACAAGUGGAAAAAAAUCAACACUUAUUAGCAACGACAAGUGAAACACAAUUGACUAUUGAGAAACUAAAGAAUGUUAUCAAAGUUGUUCAGUCAGCAUAGUACAGGCCCAAGUGCAGUGUUGCUGAUGCACUGACGUUCAUGUGUAGCUGGUGGCCAGUAGACCGACAUGCACUCCAUGCUGCUGCUGCCGCUGCUGCUGGUGGAGCAGACUUUUCUGUGACUCCCUUGCCGAUGUUGGAGGGCAGGUAUUUUGUUGGACAAGCUUGAUGUAUAUCUAAACCGAAAUGGCAAAAGUGGUCAACUCGCUUACAGCUCUUUGUGUGUUUCUGAAACCCAAGGUGACUUGCCUUUCUUGUACUGGCUUGCUGCUUAUCUGAAUCAAGAUGCAGGUGUUUCUGCUGUUAAUUCUCUGAACCAGGAUGGCAGAUGACACAUGACUUUAUCUGGAAAUAAGUCAUGAGACUUAUCUGCAUGUUGGAAACAUAUUGUAGGGAUUCCUAGUGUAACCUUCAGGCUGACUGAACUCUGCUGGCAGGCCUACUGCCGCUCAAAUCAACACAACUACUGGUGCUCUCACCCGCUACACUACUGUCUGGCUCUCUGAACUAAAUGGAUACGUCCAGAUGAUUCAAUGGAUUGCACAUGAAGAUAAAGCCUCGAUUGUACAUCACAAAAGGGUAUAUGUGGAUUGUAUGUCACAAGAGAGCCAUGGUUUGCUAUUAAUGAGUCAUGGAUUGUAAGUCAGGACAUGUCAUGGAUUGUAAGUCAGGACAUGUCAUGGAUUGUACAUCACAAAAGGCCAAUGUAUUGUGGAUUGUAUGUCACAAGAGAGCCAUGGCUUCCUUGUGAAGACACAGUCAUGGAUUGUAAGUCAGGACAAGUCAUGGAUUGCACAUCACAAGAGGGCCAUGGAUUCCAAGUCAGGAUAAGUCAGUGAUUUCACUUCAAGACAAGUCAUAGUUUGUCCAUCACGAUAGGGCCACCAUGGAUGUGAAGACAAAGUCAUGGAUUGUAUGUCCCCACCAAAAAUUUGCAGAUAUCAGUGGAUAUGUCUGCUUUUGUGGCUACUAAACAAGCUGUAUGAUCAUUGAAUGUGUAAGAAGUGCUCAAUAUUUAUUGUUGUACCUUGACUAGAUAAUAUGGCAAUGUCAGACAACUGAUCAAAUCUUCACAGUGCCAAGCAUGCCAAAAACAACACCAACUUCACAAAGAAACCUUGAUAAUCACUAUAAUCAAAUCAAGUAACUAACCCAUGUUCAUUGUUUGUCAUGAGGGCAGAAUGUUGCAUAAUAACCAUAAUAACCAUAUUAAUGUGCCCUCUGAUGUUCAUUGAUAUGGGGUAUUCUGUGUGAAUUCGUGCCCAUCAGUUGGUUCUGUACUAAAGGUUUUGAAGAAAAGUAGUUGGGAAGUAGAAUGCUUUAUUUCACCUGUAAACGUGAUGGUUGACCUUGUCAACUGCCUGGAAUACAUGGAAUAUCAAAUCUAGAGAUCAACUUUGGUAUGUUUGAAAUGAUAUUCAAGAAGAAAAUUGACUUUGAAGAUGUGAUCAAUUUUACACAUUCCUAACAGAAGCUGCAUGCUAAGGAGCUCUGUUUUGUCAGUCCAUCGCACGCAACAAACAAGAAUGCUGUUUAGAGAAAUUGUUUGCAUAACAUUGAUGGUAUAAAUCAUUCCAUGUAAAAUAUUGUAAAUCCUGAGUUCCCCGCUUGUUGCUAUAGAUUUUGAAUCUGGAGACACUUUAACUCCUCACAGGACACCUUGGCUAUCAUGCUUUGUUUUGAUGGUAAGCAUAUGGAUAGUUAGAAAUUAAACAUAAGGAUGGGUGAUCCAACUUGUGAUGGGGAGAAGGUUGGAUCAGCAUUGGAUUUUAAGUAAAUGCUCUAGCUGGUAAAUGAAGAGGUUAAAAUAUUUAUGAUUUUCUCGAAAUCUGUGUUGUUAAUGAUGACAGAGGUUGGCUCCUGAGAUGAUGUGGAUGAAAGCUCUGUUUUGUUUACCAAAAAAUGCCAUCUGUAUUUUUACAGGCCAUGAGAGCCAUGUCUUGUGAUUGUGCCCUCAUGGUCGUUACGUGGUUCAGAGGGAUAAGGUGUCACAGCAUCUUCAACACCUCGGACAACUGCAGCAAGUUGGGUCUUUCCUAUGAUUGUAUUUACUUCAAACACCAUCCAGUCUAUGUUACCAGUACUGAUGUCACAAUUCAAGGGAGGUAAUUUGCUGUGGUAGUUUACAGACAGACCACAUGCUAGACUACAAAUUUACCAAAACUGACACCAGCAUUCAAGGGAGGUAAUUCCACUUGGUGGUUUACAGCCUACAACUAUAUGCGAUGUUGAGAAUGAUUCACCAACUGUAAACAUGUUCAAAUGUCUUUGUUCUCAGGUGCUGCCAUCAUCAGUGAAACACAACUGCAUGACAUGAUGAUGGCAUAUUUUUGAACUGAGUAUUAUCAUGUAGACUGUGAUGGUUACCAUGCAUGACAUUUCCAGCAUGAUGCUAUGGGUCAUCAAGGCACUGUACAGGCAUAGCAUCUCAAAAACUCAUUCCUUCCAUCUCAUUCAAUCACCAUUCUAUUCCAUCAUGUAUUUUCUGGAGACAUCAAAAACAUAUUUUUAUCAUUCAUCACUUUCUGCCAAAAUGAUGUACUCUCCACGUCAUUGUUUCGUGAUGUGUUUGAGAAUAGUGUUUGGUGUAGGUUUAGAAUAUACUGUGGAGUGUUUCUGAAGGCCUAAAACAGAUUGUCAUUCCAAUAGACCAUGUGGGCCUACUUACUUACUGAACCAUCUCUAUUGGACUAUUAUUCAAUGAAACAUGUCUACAUGGACUUUGCACUAGUUCAGAAACAUGAGGAAAAGGCUGCCUAAGUCCAAAUGUUGCUGUUUUGAAAUAUUUUCCAAACCUGAUUUUGAGAGCAAUGUUACCAUGGUUACAGGAUUCAACAGAAAUAUUUGCCUGAUUGUGAGAUUGAGAUGACGACAGGUUUUAUUUGUUGUCACAGUGAUAACAUCCCUUCCCUAAUGGUGCUGCCUGGUUACAGAAGGACCUUGUGAACAACUGAACAUGUUUAACCAAAGAUGUACAUGGUGUGUGCACUGUGAUUAAUAUCUUCACAGGCUUUGAUAAGAUGACAAUAUCCCUGUUGUGGAUUACAUGCCUUGAUGUGUGAUUUCUAUUCUUGUUUGAGUGUUUAAUGUUGAUAUUGUAUUCAGAAAUGAUUAGUCACUGAAUAUUUGUGUGAACAUAUAGCUACUGAAAAACAGUGACUAUUGCAGGAUCCCCAGUUAUCCUGUGCAUCCUGUCUCCAUUCUAUUAUGGUAGAUACACUCAACCCAUCCGCCGCCAUCAUAGCUUUGUUUUGUUACCAACUCCAUAUCUCAUCACUUCCUUGGCACAUAAUUCUUUCACUCGUGAGCUUAAAUAAACAAGAAUUCUGUAUUCUGAGCAUGGGUUCGACAGAUAUCAACAUUAAAUAGUGUGAUCUCAUCUCAGCAAGCCCUUGAUAUAUUGAAGCAUGUUAAUCAAAUGAAACGAUUAUCAUAAAUGAUGUUUUCCUGAGUACUAAGACAUGGACAGGAAAGUCUCUAUGCUACCAGGUGUUCAAGUUGCAUUUGAGACAUUACAUUAAAAUGAGUCAAGUACUGCAAGUUUUACCUCUUGUUUUGAUAAGGAAACUGUAAUUUUAUUGAACAGUUAUUUUAGCAUCAUGUCAUGCAAAUGGAACUAAAAAAACAAAGUUAUGGUGGCAAAUGUGUUUAUCAAAAUAGAAUGGAGUAAAUACACUGGGUUAAUGAGAAACUUUCAGUUGCUUCAAGAAUCUAGCAUAAAUAGGAUGGCAGAAUAGAGAUCCUUGUGAACAAUUUAAUGUUUGGUGGCAGUCCCAGGAUGAAAUGUUAUCAAAAGGUUCAUGUGUAGCAUUAAAUAUUUACAUACUAAACCUAACAGUAUGUCGGCUUCUGUGGACUUGAAAGACUGAACCAUGUAACCUCAUACUUCCAUUACCACAUGUCACAUUUGCCAUCAAUUCAACUUGAACCUACCUCUUGUGGUAUAAAUUUCUGCAGAUACUGCCUUUCUCAUGUUACUAGAACGAACCUAAUGGCCUGCUCUUCCCUCUUCCUCAUAUUCUUAUACAUUCAUAACAUGCUGCCUAAAGACCUGCAUACCUUAGAUAAUGGCAGUAACUGCAUCCUGAGUCCUUGCUACAUACACAAUUAAACCUAUAUUCUUGGUUCUCAGUCAAAGACAGUAUCUGCUGUGACAGCAAGACCAUGUUAGAUAUUGGUUUAUGGAUGUGCUGACUAUAUAAAAUAUAUGUUAGAGGAAAGGCAAGGUGAUUAGCACUAAAUACACCUAAAAGGAAAACUAGACUAGCCCAAGGCAUAAUUCUGAUAUCUCUGAUGAUAAAAAAAUAAAGCCAUUGGCGACACGAUAAGAAAAGUCAAGCUGAACGUUCAUGGAUAUUGAGUUCACCUGUAGUCCUGUCUACAGAUCUCAUCUAUUACUGGUAUACCCAAGACAAUCUGGGUAGAAUGAACAUUUCUAACUGUUGUCAGACUUUACGAGAGGGUAUGAAAGCACUUCCACCAAGUAUGGUAUCACAAGUUUGAAUCUGUUUGAUUCAGAUGGUCCUUGUAAUACCACUUCUAUAAGAUCAUAAUAUCUUUGCCUUGAACAAUGCACCUUACUUAAAUACAAAUGGAAACACCCAAGAAUAUAAGGUUAUUGACAACAACCUUGGAGAAUAAAGGAUUUGCCUCAGAAACCUCAGCACACAUAUUAGAUGAAACAUUUCCACCCUGAUGACCCACAAAAUUGCAGUGGAUAGGAGUGUUUUUUUUCUUAAUUCCUCAUUGAUGUCUUAACAUUUAUUAUUUGUGAAAAGUUUACUUCUUAACUGUGUGGGUGGUAUUUUGAUGAGUUGUGCCGAUACCAGUUAAGUAUUUCAUCAAAACCACUGAGCAGUUCAAAACGGUGACAAUACCACUGCCCUCCUCGCCUGUAACAGGUGCUUCCAUGUCUUGUCGGACUCCAUGUCCAACUGUCUGUACAUUACAACUGUCUGGCUGUCUGAUAGAGUGACUGUUAGAGGACUGUUUAUGUUCUGAUGAUAUUGUCAGAUAUUGUCCUCCUGAUGUACUAGUGUGAUACAUGUUAGGACUGUCAAUUUGUUUUCCUGGCGAUUCUAUGAGCGCUUUCAGAAAUCAGCUUUGCUGGAAGUUCUUGUACAAUAUCCAGCCUGGGUUUUCUCAAGCAGGUUUUGUCAGUUUGUCUACUGUCCGAUGGAUGGUUCCCCACUACUCUGUUACGAACCAAAGCUAUUAACUGUGUCAAACCUAACUGGUUGUGCCUCCGAAGUGCUAAGAAGAAAUAACUAGUUGUUGCAUCUGUUAUAUCACAGUACCUUGUUCCCUGUACAUAGUGUCAGCCUUGUUUCAACCUAUGGUAAUGUGUGACCGUUCACAUGGCCAAUUGUUUGUAUGUUGCUGUAUAGCAUAACAUAUUCAGAUGGAAAGUUUAGAUAUUUAUUCAUUGAAUACAUGUUUAAACCAUGUUGUAAUUUAUCAAAUAUACCUACAUUUCUACAUAAUAUUCUGCAUGCUUUUUGUUUUGUAAAACAUUUGAACUUUUUUCACCUUGUGAUUUGUGCACCAGGUUUCUUGAGCAGGUAGAGCAGCAGUUUUCUCAUCGAUAGGUUUUGUUUCUUUUGCACAUCGAAAGAUCUCUAUUUGAAAGUUUGAUGGCUCUGGGUUCAGUUAUUUCUAACUUUGCUUGUGGUGUGAAUGUAGUAGUGUGAAUUAGUGUUGUCAUGCUAUGAAGGCAGCUACUGUGUACUACUACCUUAUUGUCAUGUCUGUGUCAGUCAAGAAAAUGUUAUGAUACAUGGUGAAAGAGUGCUGACAGGACAAUCUCAUCAUUCUGUGUGGUGUCACCUGAGCAUCCUCACAUUAACUGCUGCACACACAUCCCUUGCAGUGUAUCGCUGGAUACUGUUCAAUCAAUCAUCUCAGUGGAGAAAAGUCAACCAAUCAAUAAUUUUAUGCAAGCUAUGGCGGCAUUGGGGACCCAUUCAUCUAAAGUGAUGCAAUUCACUUGGCAGAAAUGUGUCCCUUAUGAUCGUGUAUAUUGACACCUGGAAUACAAUUGUUGGUUUCUCAGCACCUUACCAUUGCUUGGUGGUUUCACGAAAGUGGGAAAUGUUGAGGACUGCUUCACCUUGGGCUUUCCUCCCUCGCUACGCUGUGAUAUAACUGAAAUACUGUUCUUAGCAGCUUUAUUAUUUUAAAUUUCAGUGAUUGAUGGUUAUGCAUUCUCUGCUCCAAGAGGUAGUCUGGAAGUGGAACAUAGCACUUUGGACAUCUAUGGUGUGACUUCUGUAAUGCUGACUCAGUCAGACACUCGUCCAGUCACUGAUUCCCUAUAGCACGAAUACGGUGUUAGCGUUGGGCGUCCCAAACGUGCAUGAUUCCCGUGCACCCUUUCGAGUUGAGUUGAUUGGUUCAACUGUGUCAUAUUGGCCCUGUGACGCAGGGGUAGCAUUAUGCAGAUGGCUGUUUCAAUGAAUGCUCGUUCCACCCGUGACGAACAGGUCUGGUUGUUGAUGAAAUAUAGUGAUAGCUAAAUACACAGAUUUUUUAUUCAUGCACCGAUUGUCUUUAAAUGUAAUAUCUAGUUGUGUAUGACUGUUUAAUAAUCUCAUGCCAACUUUGACUGGAGUAGGUCCGAGAGUUUUGCAGAUAUUGUAGUAAACAUCGGUACCUUAAAUUACCUUCCAGACUUUACACAAGGUGAUAAUGUGCCACAUAUUUUUUCAUAUCAGGUCAUCUGUCAUAUCUGAGGAAAACAUGCCUUUCAGUGAAUUCAAAAGAAAAGGCAUGGACAAAAUUUGUCAAAGAUUAUCGGAAUAACACCGAUAUACCAAGACCUUGACUAUGGGGGAUUGGGUGAUACAAGUCAUUCCGUUGAUGUGAGAUGCAGCUCGGUAACACCAGAUAUAUUGAGUAUUGUGUAUCAUACUAUACAGGGACUCCCAUGUUAACACACCUAUUCACCCACCAUAUGAACAUGUCAGUGUAAGAGUUCUCAUUAGUUCUUUAUUUCAACAUGACUUAUUACCACCAAAGAUCUGAAAUCAUAAGCUCAUUAUGUGAUGGUUAUGCGUGUUGUGUGCAUGUGGCUCCAGCAUUACACCAGUCUGAGGAGAGGUAGUGAGUGAGAGUGAUAUCUGCAUGGUUAAUGUGUUUGUUUCCAUCAUUUGCUUGUCACCUUUUUGAUUAGAUACGGGUAGAAGAUGCGGACAUAAUGGUGCUUCGUCUCUCUGGUUUCCUGGUACUCUCAAGCUUUAACAGUGGGUAGUUGUAGUCAGUUGUGCUUCUAGGACAUACACAUCAUAAUGUCUGGCUGUGCUGGUAGGAAUUGAAGAAGGAGAUAUGUUUACAAUAGGAUUUUGUAUUUAAUUUAAGAAUUUUUAAGUUUGCAAUUUGAAAUAAUUCUUUUUUGUUAUUUAAGAAUUUUGUUUAAAUUUGUAAUAGCUUUUAAAUGUAUUUUCAAGUUUAUGUUAUGCAUGAUAAUUCAUGAUUUAUGUUACAGGAUUUGCGGCGGCUGCAUAGUAUGUCUGUGUGAUACUCAUUAUACAUAUGCAUCAACUUCAUAUUACCCUGAUUGCAUGUCAAACUAUCAUUGUCAAACAAGACGAUAUCAUUUUCCAGGAGUAUUUUAUGUGAAGUACUUGUUUUCAAUGCCUUAUCAACUUGUACAGAAAAGUCAAAGAAUUUUGUAAAUACUAAUAAUAUAUAGGAUCAUUUUCAUGUUAUUUUUGUCAUGCAAUAUACUGAUUUGUAUGGAGUAUUUUGUCAUGUUUGUGUAUUUCAGCAGGGUUGCUGUGAGAGAAGAGAGAGUGUGAUGUACAGUGACUCUAUCUGGUGUCUCCAAAACACUGAGAUUAAAACCAGAUUUUACAUGA